GCGAGAUCCGAGGAGACCUCUUCCUGAUUGGCACCGGCCGUGGGCGGGGCCUCCGCUGGCAACAUGGCGGAGAGUGAAGGGGAGACCCUGGAGUCCUGGCUGAAUAAAGCCACAAAUCCUUGUAACCGUCAGGAGGAUUGGGAAUACAUUAUCAGUUUCUGUGACCAGAUAAAUAAAGAGCUUGAGGGGCCACAGAUUGCUGUCAGACUGUUGGCUCACAAAAUCCAAUCUCCACAAGAAUGGGAAGCUAUGCAGGCCCUCACAGUGCUGGAGGCAUGUAUGAAGAACUGUGGGAGAAGAUUCCAUGGUGAGGUUGGGAAAUUUCGCUUCUUGAAUGAGUUAAUUAAAGUUGUGUCUCCAAAGUACUUAGGAGACAGAGUGUCGGAGAAAGUGAAGAGCAAAGUGGUGGGCCUUUUGUAUAGUUGGACAGUGGCUCUUCCUGAAGAGAACAAAAUAAAGGAUGCCUAUCAGAUGCUGAAAAGGCAAGGUAUUGUUCUGUCAGACCCAGUAAUCCCAGUGGACCACACUUUGAUCCCAUCACCUCCAGUCCGCCCUAAAAAUCCAAUUUUUGAUGAUGAUGAGAGAUCUAAGUUGUUGGCAAGAUUGCUGAAAAGUAAGAAUCCAGAUGACCUGCAGGAAGCCAACAAGUUGAUUAAAUCCAUGGUAAAAGAGGAUGAGGUGAGAAUGCAGAAGGCUAGUAAGCGUGUUCACACUCUGGAGGAAGUGAAUAAUAAUGUGAAGCUGCUGCAAGAGAUGCUGACACAUUACAGCAAAGAAGAGUCAUCAGAGGGGGACAAGGAACUUAUUAGGGAGCUGUUUGAGAGAUGUGAAGCGAAGAGACUCACUUUGUUUAAAAUGGCUAGUGAAACUGAAGACAAUGAUAGUAGCUUGGGGGAUAUACUCCAGACUAGUGACAAUUUAUCACGUGCUAUUAGUUUGUUCAAGAAGAUUGUUGAAGGGCAAGACAUCAAUGGGGAACUGGAGCUCUCAGAGACCGCGCACAGUAAAGCAGAGGCAGAGUCCAGCGCAGACUUCUCAACACUCAUUGAUUUAGGAGGGUUCGAGUCUUCUUCACCAGUUGUGGAUUCAGAGCCACUUCCUGUAGCAGAAAAGUCUCCAUCAGCACUGAUUCCCAUCCUUCCUCCUCCUCCAAUCAUACCUACGCACUCCCACACGAGAUCCACUCCAAUAGACCAGGCUCUAAUUCAAAUGAGCAGUGCAUCCAACUCUGUGUGUUUGCUUGAUGAGGAGCUGCUACACCUAGGUCUGGAUGAUCCUCCUUCAAAUGGAACCCCAGAGUUAGCGUCAAACGCUAAGUGUGAUAUAUUCCAGGUGGACAGUCAAGAAAUUGAUUUCUUCAUAGGAUCUGCACUGGAGCCUGUGAUCACCAAAGCCAUCCCCUUGCUAGCACAGCCAGCAAAACCAAUUGUUGCCCCAACUAUUACAUCCCAAUCCACUCCCACUGCUUAUCCUCCAUUGUUUAAUGCUGCCCCAGAAUUAUGUACAGCAGUGGCGGCGCCUGCUUCUCCUGCUGGGGGCAUUGUGAUGCAUGAAUUAGAAGUGCUUGGGCAGCAGCUUCUACAGGAGGCAAAAGGGGCAUCGGCAAAGACCACAAGCUCUUCUGUUGCUUUAAAUGCUAUGCCCACCUUUUCAGUGGUGAAACCUCAAAAUCAUGUCACAGCUGUAACUCCUUCUUCUGCAUAUUGUUCUGUGCCAGUGGCCCCUGGUAGCUUUGUUUUUCCACUACAUCAGCAGGAAAGCCCACAGAAAGGCUCCCUUAUAUCCUUGGCUAAUGUGACAGUGCCACUGGAAACAAUAAAAACAAGUUCCCUCCUGCCAGUGACUGCUUAUGAUAAGAACGGUUUCCGCAUUCUGCUGCAUUUUGCCAAGGACUGCCCACCCGACCGUCCAGAUGUUUUGGUUGUAGUAAUCUCUAUGCUGAACACAGCUCCUCUGCCAAUACAAAAUAUUCUUUUCCAGGCAGCAGUUCCCAAGACAAUGAAGGUGAAGUUACAGCCUCCUUCUGGGACAGAGAUGGCAGCAUUCAAUCCUAUCCUACCCCCUGCAUCAGUCACACAAGUCAUGUUGCUGGCAAACCCACUUAAGGAAAAAGUGCGGCUCAGGUAUAAGCUAUCAUUUACAAUGGGAGAAGAAUUUGGCACAGAGGUGGGAGAAGUGGACCAGUUUCCAAGCCCAGAUCUCUGGGGAAAACUAUGACCCUGAUUUUUGUUGUCAACUUCAGACUGUGAUAGAGAAGUGAUUUUGCUUCAAUAUGCAGGUUGUUUACACGUCUUCAGCAUCUAGGCAGUGAAAAACUGGAUGUAGUGAGAGUGAUUGAGACCCUCACAGCACUUUAUUUGUACUCUUCCGAGUGGACUCAUUGAUUUCCCUUCUGUGUCCAGAGCUUUCUAAAGCAUUGAUACUACUGUUGUGUAAUGAUAUGCAAGCCUUUCUUUUGUCUAAACCAUUGCGGCUAGAAAGCCAAUGGAUUGGUAUAGGGCACAGAGGCUUUGACAUACGUUUAUACGUUUUUGUAGGCAGUAUUAUUCUCGUUUUGUUUUGUUAAUGUAGAAUCCAAUCUACAACUAAUCUGUUAUUCUCACUAGUGAAAAAAAAAGCAAAUAUAGUCAAAUUUUUCUGCCUUUUGAUAAGGUAAGUUGUAGGAUGUCUGGAAGCUGACGGAACCAAGGCUUCCGUCAAGCACAGGAGGCUUCCACUGCCCAACUCCCAUAUGCAGUGCUAUUUCUACAGCAGAUUACAGCUUGAUAGUAUCAGGCACAAUGAAGUGCCUGCCCUCCUUUUUUUUACACCUCUUCCAAGCACCAGGCAGUGGCAGCCUCCCACACUGGAGCUCUGACAUUAAAACACCCACCCUGACAAAUUAUGUUUAAGAGUAAAACAUAUGUGACCCUCCACAAACACAUUUAUCUAAAGGAUACUAUCAUACUGGAUUAUCCAAUACUGGAUACACUGGCAUGGGCAGACAGACUUUACAGCCCCUCUGGACCCAGUGAUUUAAGAGUUACUGUGCAUGGUUUGCCUUAUAGAUGAAAGAACUUCUCAUCUCCCUGCUAGGUGGCAUGGGGACAGGUAGUCCAUGCAUGUACACUCAGAUCGCCGGGUCCAGUAAGGAUAUAGAUGUUGUGCAGCCAAAGGCAGGCUGCAGGAGUGUGAAGUGAAGAAUACUCAGCUGGAGGUAAGCACUAUUGUUGAGAGGGCAUUCUUAUUACUACAGGUAGUAUUUUCUUUAUCUCAGAAGCAAAAAGGCAGACCACCUACAACAAUACAUAUGUAAAAAAUCAAUUUGGAUAAUUAUGCUGGUUAUCCUAGCGGUCUUGGCAGUGUCAAUUUACUCUCAAGCGACCAAAGAUUUGUUUUUGUUUUUUCAUUUUAGUUUGACAUGUUCCUGUUCUGUAAAAGCCAAUAAUGUUUGCCUUCAAUAUCUGUUAAGAUAAGUAUGAAAGGUUCUGUAAGCGUAUGCAUUUGUUUAUAUGAGAUUGGGUUUAGAACAAAAAAAAACAUAACUGUUGGAGAUAUUUUGUGCAGUCUAUUAAUAUACAAGUUUCGGAAAUAGAGAUUAUUGUCAUGAAAGAAAGUAUAACGUUUAAUACUUUGCAGAUACCUCUAUUAAUUAAAAAGAUCAGUGUUCUGUACAUCAGCUUGUCUUUGCCCUAAUAGAGGCUAAAAUAUGGAUAACAAAAGUUCAUAUCAUUUUGUUUAAAGAUAUAGAUAUAGGUCAGUGAACUAUAGGGGACCAAUUCUUCUGUGACAAGUGACUUUGUAAUUGCUCUAAAAAGACAGGUUUGUCUUAUAAGCACAGUGGGAUAAUUUAUGGAAACUGGAGAAAAGCAACUAAUUAGGCUUCUCAUUUUAGAGCAAAGCAGAUUGGUUGCUAUAGGCAGCAGCCCUGCUUUUUUUGUCAUUAUUAAGCCCUUCCGCAUUCUUUUCAGUAAAACUGUACUGUAUUAUUAGCCUGCAAAUCAGACAGAUAUGAGAUCCUGUUUAACAAUACAGAAGACUUCUGUAAUAUUUGUUCAGUGCAAAUAUAUGGUAACAGGCUACAAAUCUGCAGUGUGAGUGUUGUGUAGAAGCCGAAGUUUGCAUGUUUAAUAAAGUUUUUGUCUUGUUUG
Messenger RNA from Rana temporaria (common frog), 4130 nucleotides. It is a transcript of the gene GGA3, whose product is annotated as golgi associated, gamma adaptin ear containing, ARF binding protein 3. Gene Ontology annotation, cellular component: trans-Golgi network. Gene Ontology annotation, biological process: intracellular protein transport; vesicle-mediated transport. Lineage: Eukaryota; Metazoa; Chordata; Amphibia; Anura; Ranidae. The transcript has 17 exons. The record is from RefSeq and is a predicted model, not a curated record. Gene Ontology annotation, molecular function: ubiquitin binding; phosphatidylinositol binding; small GTPase binding. Bases 64 to 2217 code for a protein of 717 amino acids.